UACAGUUCGCACUGAGCAAGGUCAUUAUUAUUAUUAUUCAGAUGUAGGCGUUGUACCGGCUGAAUUUUAGGCUGCCCCAUUCCUGUCGGGCUAUUGUGUGGAUGGAUAGAAAGCUGUAGCUUACAGGGGGAGGAGGAGGAGGAGGUCAAAAUACAUCCCUAAACCGGAGCUACCGAGAGGACGGUAGCAUGAUAAUCGUGGAGAGGGCCCGUAUCUGCAUUUUACUGCGCCUACACCGUAUCCAUUGAGUCGGUAACCAGCGUCCGACAUGGGGAAGGAGGUAAAUGGUGUUUCGCGGAGCCGGUUUGAGAUGUUCACAAAUAGUGAUGAGGCAGUCAUCAAUAAGAAGUUGCCUAAGGAGCUGUUGCUAAGAAUCUUCUCCUUUCUGGAUGUGGUGACACUCUGUCGCUGUGCCCAGGUCUCACGGUCCUGGAAUGUUCUGGCCUUGGAUGGCAGCAACUGGCAAAGAAUCGACCUCUUUGACUUUCAGAGGGACAUUGAAGGCCGGGUGGUGGAGAACAUUUCAAAGCGAUGUGGUGGAUUCCUUAGGAAGCUGAGCUUGCGGGGUUGCCUGGGUGUGGGUGACAGUGCUCUAAGGACUUUCUCACAGAACUGCAGGAACAUUGAGGUGCUUAAUCUGAACGGUUGCACAAAGAUCACAGACAGCACGUGUAAUAGCCUCAGUAAGUUCUGUCCAAAGCUAAAGCACCUGGACCUCGCCUCAUGUACCUCCAUCACCAACCUUUCACUCAAAGCUCUCAGUGAGGGUUGUCCUUUGCUGGAACAGCUGAACAUUUCCUGGUGUGAUCAGGUCACCAAGGACGGCAUCCAGGCCCUGGUGCGCUCCUGCCCUGGUCUCAAAUGCCUUUUCCUCAAGGGCUGCACACAGCUGGAAGACGAGGCCCUAAAGCAUAUUGGGGCUCACUGUCCGGAGCUGGUCACGCUGAACUUGCAGACAUGCUCACAGAUCACAGAUGAGGGUCUCAUCACAAUUUGCCGGGGUUGUCACCGCCUGCAGUCUCUGUGUGUGUCAGGUUGUGGCAACAUCACAGAUGCCAUCUUGCAUGCCCUGGGACAGAACUGCCCCCGCCUCAGAAUAUUAGAAGUAGCUCGCUGCUCUCAGCUUACAGAUGUGGGCUUCACUACAUUAGCAAGGAAUUGUCACGAGCUUGAAAAGAUGGAUUUAGAAGAAUGUGUGCAGAUCACAGAUGGAACGCUCAUCCAGCUGUCUAUCCACUGCCCCCGUUUGCAAGUCCUGAGUCUGUCUCACUGUGAGCUGAUUACUGAUGAUGGCAUCAGACAUCUCGGCAGUGGCCCCUGCGCUCACGACCGUCUGGAGGUGAUCGAGCUGGACAACUGCCCCCUGAUCACAGAUGCCUCACUGGAGCACCUGAAGAGCUGCCAUAGUCUGGAUCGAAUCGAGCUCUACGACUGCCAGCAGAUCACCCGCGCCGGCAUUAAGAGAUUACGGACUCAUCUGCCGAACAUCAAAGUGCAUGCAUACUUCGCUCCUGUCACUCCACCCCCCUCAGUCGGGGGCAGCCGUCAGAGGUUUUGCCGCUGCUGUGUCCUGCUAUGAUGUAAAGAGACCAGCCCCUUCUUCCCUCUCCCAGUGUCC
Messenger RNA from Archocentrus centrarchus (flier cichlid), 1618 nucleotides. RefSeq names its product F-box and leucine-rich repeat protein 20 (gene fbxl20). The record is from RefSeq and is a predicted model, not a curated record. Gene Ontology annotation, molecular function: protein binding. The transcript is spliced from 16 exons. The coding region runs from base 269 to 1579 and encodes 436 amino acids. NCBI's taxonomy places the organism in Eukaryota, Metazoa, Chordata, Actinopteri, Cichliformes, Cichlidae. Gene Ontology annotation, cellular component: cytoplasm.